Molecule: messenger RNA, 920 nt
Organism: Phodopus roborovskii (desert hamster)
Lineage: Eukaryota; Metazoa; Chordata; Mammalia; Rodentia; Cricetidae
Gene: Thap1
Product: THAP domain containing 1
Exons: 3
Coding region: 128-763 (211 amino acids)
Molecular function (GO): sequence-specific DNA binding
Source: RefSeq, a predicted model, not a curated record
CUGUGUAACUGCCGACCAAAGCCACCGAAAGCAGCGAGCGUGUCAACGCCGAGCGCGGCGACACCGAGACCCCCCCCCCCACUUCACCUGCCUCCCGGGCAGAAGGGAAGUGUGGAGGGCCGGAAGGAUGGUGCAGUCCUGUUCCGCCUACGGCUGCAAGAACCGAUAUGAUAAGGACAAGCCUGUCUCUUUCCACAAGUUUCCUCUGACUCGCCCCAGUCUUUGUAAACAGUGGGAGGCAGCUGUUAGAAGAAAAAACUUCAAGCCCACUAAAUACAGCAGUAUUUGUUCAGAGCAUUUUACCCCAGACUGCUUUAAGAGAGAGUGCAACAACAAGUUACUGAAGGAGAAUGCUGUACCCACAAUAUUCCUUUGUAUUGAGCCACAUGACAAGAAGGAAGAUCUGGAACCCCAAGAACAGCUUCCCUCUCCUCCUUCACCCCCCACUUCCCAGGUGGAGGCUGCUAUUGGGCUGCUAAUGCCUCCUCUCCAGACCCCUGAUAACCUCUCGGUGUUCUGUGACCACAAUUACACAGUGGAGGACACAAUGCACCAAAGGAAGAGGAUUCACCAGCUGGAGCAGCAGGUCGAAAAGCUCAGGAAGAAACUCAAGACCGCCCAGCAGCGGUGCCGAAGGCAAGAGAGACAGCUGGAGAAGCUAAAGGAAGUUGUGCACUUCCAGAGAGAGAAAGAUGAUGCAUCAGAAAGGGGCUAUGUGAUUCUCCCACAUGACUACUAUGAAAUUGUUGAAGUGCCAGCGUGAAAAGAUGACAUGUAUUAGUGGGACAAGACUACAUGCUCUCUUUUAGCCUACACACAGGAUUUCAUUUGGGAAAAAAAAAAAAAAAAUAGUACUUGAUUACUUGUAUAAAAAAAAGUCAGAAUAUUUUUUUAAAAUAAAUUAGUUAUAUACUGUAAAA